Macaca mulatta (Rhesus monkey) is the source of this 5367-nucleotide messenger RNA. The record is from RefSeq and is a predicted model, not a curated record. Lineage: Eukaryota; Metazoa; Chordata; Mammalia; Primates; Cercopithecidae.
GCUGCCACUCUGUGAACUGCCGUUUCACACUGUGCAGAGCCAAGAGACCAGUGAUCACGACGGGAGGCGACCUUUGCUGCUGUUCUCAAGGUGUGCUCAUUUCCCUCUUCUCACUGCAGUUUCUUCAGAUCAGCCACUUGUACUUAAAAUGUCUCCCUGAUUUUUUUUUAUUUCCCCAACUCUAGUUUGUCUAUAGAUGUUCAAAUUUUAGAGUUUUACGACUCAAUUUGUGUUCUUGAUUUUUCUAUCAAGAUUUUUGCCUUAAACAUUUUCCUCUAUUUAGGAAAAUGUCCUGUUUCCCAUGCCAAGUUUAUGCAGGCUUUUCGCUAGAAUAGAUCCAGAAGGAACACAGCAACACUGCCUUCACCAGAUCCGGAGAAUCUUGAUACCAAGUGCGGUAAAGCAUCUGCCUCAGGCUCCAGUGCCCUGGGGACAGCCUGGCCCAGAUACAGGAGUGACACGUGGAACUGUGCUCAGAGGCUGAAAUAGGAGCCCCGGGGUCUCAGCUGCUUUCUCAGAACAGGGCUCCUUCCCACGUCCCAGCUCACCCUGGGAGAAGGAACAGGGGCAGAGUGGAGCACAGCCCAGCCCUCACCUUGACGCUUCUCUCCAUCCUUUUGGAGUGGAGGGGGCUGCGUGUCUAUUGUGACAGCUCCUUCCAGGGGGUGCCGGGAGACCAUUUCCUGGUGCUAGAGCUGUGCCCCCAGCCCCCACCCUGGUUGUGCCCUCUGUCCACCCCACCUCCCGCCUCUCCACAGCUUUUUCCUUGUGAGCGACUUAGGAGAAUCUACGGCAGCACCUGUGGGCAGCCCAGGAGCACUCCUGGGGUAGCCUCAGCUCCUGCCGGUCUGUGCUCACCCUGGGGAGACAGCAGCAGAGACCUCACAAGCUGUCACCUGGCAGGGAGAGGCAGCAGUCAGGGCCCUGUGCGGUGACUUCUUCCACACGCCUGUGUGGUGAGGUGCAGGAGAUUGAGAGCUGGCUACCGGACAAGGAGCAUAAUGUGGCCACAGGGGACUACAGCAAUGGGGCUGUCUCUCCCUGACCAUCUGUGCCUGGGCCUGCCAGUGCCAUCUUCUGUGCUCUGUGGGGUGGGGUCUUUGGCCCCUGGGAGGCCGUGGGUCAGUGUGACUCAGAAAGGUCAAGCUCACAGGUCCCCUGGGGUGUCUCACCCAGGCACUGUGCCCCUGGGGGCUGGGAGGGGUGAGAAAGUCCCAGGCCUCCCAGAGCCCACCUGGCUCCCCCACCAGAGUGGCAGCCUGGCCCAGGCUUGGGGCUGAAGGAGGUGAUGCUGUGCCCCCUGAGGCGGGCUCCACCUCCCCCAGGAGACCUUGGAGGACAGGCCCUCUCCUGACCCAGGCUCCAGGACACUUGGCAGUGCCUGAAGUCCCGCCUUUCCUCCCCACUUUGGUCUUACCUCCCUAUGGCGAGGCCCAGGCACAUGGAUGACUCUGAGCAGACCUGGACCUCCACGGAGCCCUAGCCUCAUAGGUGUAUGAUCUUGGGGGCCUCAGGGACCCCGUUCUCCCCUUCCCCAGAGCCUGGAGGCUGUGAAUCCUGUGGAUCCCUGAGCUGUCCUCUCUGAGACCCCAGGCGAGGAGGGAAUGCGUGAGAGCGGGCAGCAAGGUCUGUGUUCCCGCAGCUCCUCUGUGCUUGGCUUCUGCGUCCUAGAGAGCCGGCGGCAGGGAGAUGGCACAGGCAGGACCUUGAGGGCGGCAGUUCAGGUGGCAGCACAAAGUACAGCGGCCCAGGCACCACCUCAGAAAGGUCACCUGUGCCCCUGGACAGAAAGAGAAAAAGAAACCAUGUUAUUUCCUAGAAUUUAAUGAAUGAGCUGGGAGAUGCUGGGGCAGGUGAGCACACCAGGUGCCAGGACCCAAGGGCUCCUUGGACCCUGGUCAGAAGUUCCUUUGGUGAAUGAUCCUGCAGACAUCACACGGGCUCAAAGGGCAUCAGAACCCCAGCUGAGAGGAGCCUCAGCAUCAGACGCAGCCGCCCAGCCUGCCUGCUGCAGUAGAGAUCGUACGACUGACAGAACGGAAGCUUUGUGACAGCGAGGUACCAAAUUACAAACAGCACCUAAGGCCAUGCCAGGCAAGACUUAAGGAAUAAACUGUUUUGAUUGCCACAGGGUUUUCUUUUUCUCUAGCAGCUAAAUAAGCACUGUUAAAACCAUGGUAGCUCAGCACCAGGCACGGACUAACUGGCCCCCAACCCCUGUUCUAGCAGCCGUAACUACAGCUCUGAUGGGACAGGAGAUUGUUUUUAGUAACUUUCUUUUAUUAAGAGCCCACCCACGAUGGACUGAUUGUGGCCGGUUUACAGAGGCUGUGCACUUGUGUGCCUGUGUGUCCUGAAAAGACCUUUUGAGGUAAAGAGCCUAAUUGUAACACAUUUACAGAUUGUCUUCACCCCAAAGUGAACAUGGGUCGUGUGUUACACACAUGUUUGGUCGGUACACGUGCAUCAGGACCACCGUCAUGAAUAUUCCUGGCUCCUCCUGUAACCUGUUGAAAGUUUGUUUAGCCAGCUUGUCCAGAGUAAAGCUCCUGCCCCAACUCUUCCUCCUUCCACGUGCCAGGCUCUUACCUCGGUGGGAGGCACACUUCCUAGCCUGCGGGAUGGCCACUUUGUGGGCUGUGUGCAACCUUUUAUAAGAAAUAAGGUCUCUUUGCUGAGCAGACGCUCUUUAGUUUAAUUAGGUCCAAUACCAAGCCUCAGCAACACGCGGUUUCCCCAUGUAACAAGCCUGCACAUGUACCCCUGAAUCUAAAGUGGAGGAAGAAAGUCUCCUCUCCAUUUCCAAAUGCAUAGAUGUUGUGAGCAGAGUGGAUGAAAUGGUUUCUUCGUAGAGCAGCAUAGCAGGUCUACACCACCUUUCGUUACCUGUUACCCUGUAACGCGCUUUGGUUAGUUUCCCUGAAUGUUUGUAUUCACUUGUCAAUCAACUCACAGUGGCUGAUGCAUAAGUGAAACCCACACUUACCUUACUCUUGGCCGGUGCCAAAGAGUGACAGGCCCUGUCUCACAUAUCUGAGAGGUAUCUCUGCACUGGAGAUUUUUAAGCUGGAAUAUGCACGUGGCUUUUAACACGUUUGCAGUUUCUUUGCUAUUCUCCUUUUGAGAGGUGGCGUCUCUGCCCACCCUCACUGGUUAAUCAGACUUGAUACUAGUGCUUGCUUUUCACUGGCAGAUGAUGUGGAAGUGAUGUUGUGUAACUUCCACAAUUAUGUUAGAAACGCCAUGAGUGUCUGCCUGCUUCACUCAGGACACUCACCAGUGAAGCCCGUGGCCACCAAUUCAAAGCUCUUGAGUGUCCUGAGACUGCCUGCUGCUUGGAAGCCCAGGGAAGUCCUGUGUGUUCUCCAGCCAAGCCCAAGUUCCUCUGCAGACCUGUGCAUGACGGCACAUCCAGAAGAUUCCAACCCCCUGCUGUGAAUUUAAUCCCACUCCAUAAGACUUCUCUGCAGUCCCCAGACAUCAACAAGCACCACAUGUUCUGUUGAAGAUCCAAGAGCGGGUCCUGGGGUGCCCAGGGAGUCCUCCGUCCGCCGCCGCAGGCGUAAGAAGCGAAACCUCCGUCGCUGGUGUCCCAGCUGUGUGCGCCCUAGAGUCAUACCAAUGGAAGAUCACGAGGACCUGGCACGGGAGCCUUCAUCUGAGGAUGUCCCAGGUGUUCACAUGGUGGACAAAGCCACACAGACAAAGAGUGACAAGGAACAUCAGGAGGAGGAUGUGCCAGGACAGACAUCCUCGGAGGAAGCCACAGGGGUUCACAUGAUGCGGGUGGACCCAGCCACACUGGCAAAGAAGCGCGACGAAGACUUGUUGUGUGAGCAUCCACUCAAGAUACUAUCUGAGAUGUUACUAGGCUCUUUUGAGAAGAGCAUUGACGUAGAGACAGAAGAUCCUCAAGAGGACCUCGCAGCAGAUUAUCUAAGUGAGGCACCCGUUGAGAGGGUCCUCUCUGUUAUCAACGCGGAGACAUUCACAGAGACAAAUGGUGACCUGGACGAUCUGCAGGAGGAUGUGCCAGAGCAGACAUCCUCGGAGGAAGCCUCAGGGGUUCACAUGAUGCGGGUGGACCCAACCACACUGGCAAAGAUUCCGCCGGGACAUCUGCAGGCGUGGUCCAGUGACAGCGAAGACGAGGAGGACCCAGAGGAUGUGGAGAGAUCCUCAGGAGUUACAGAAAAGGAGCGCGACGAAGACUUGUUGUGUGAGCAUCCACUCAAGAUACUAUCUGAGAUGUUACUAGGCUCUUUUGAGAAGAGCAUUGACGUAGAGACAGAAGAUCCUCAAGAGGACCUCGCAGCAGAUUAUCUAAGUGAGGCACCUGUUGAGAGGGUCCUCUCUGUUAUCAACGCGGAGACAUUCACAGAGACAAAUGGUGACCUGGACGAUCUGCAGGAGCAUGUGCCAGAGCAGACAUCCUCGGAGGAAGCCUCAGGGGUUCACAUGAUGCGGGUGGACCCAGCCACACUGGCAAAGAUUCCGCCGGGACAUCUGCAGGCGUGGUCCAGUGACAGCGAAGACGAGGAGGACCCAGAGGAUGUGGAGAGAUCCUCAGGAGUUACAGAAAAGGAGCGCGACGAAGACUUGUUGUGUGAGCAUCCACUCAAGAUACUAUCUGAGAUGUUACUAGGCUCUUUUGAGAAGAGCAUUGACGUAGAGACAGAAGAUCCUCAAGAGGACCUCGCAGCAGAACAUCCAUGUGAGGCACCUGUUGAGAGGGUCCUCUCUGUUAUCAACGCGGAGACAUUCACAGAGACAAAUGGUGACCUGGACGAUCUGCAGGAGCAUGUGCCAGAGCAGACAUCCUCGGAGGAAGCCUCAGGGGUUCACAUGAUGCGGGUGGACCCAACCACACUGGCAAAGAUUCCGCCGGGACAUCUGCAGGCGUGGUCCAGUGACAGCGAAGACGAGGAGGACCCAGAGGAUGUGGAGAGAUCCUCAGGAGUUACAGAAAAGGAACUGGAAGACUCCACCAUGACAGGCAGCCGCCAGCAGAUGUCAGCAAGUUCCUCCUCUGCACCUGCAGAAGAAGCAACAGAAAAGACAAAAGUGGAAGAGGAAGUGAAAACCAGCAAGAAAACCAGGAAGCCCAGGAAGAAAACCUGGCGGAAUGUCCUGAGCCGUUGGGACAUUUUUAAUAUAUUUUAGAGACCUCUGAAGAUUCCACGAACACCAGGAAGGGGCCUGAUGUGGGGAUGUCAACUUGGCUCAAACUUGAUGUGGAUCGUGAUUGUUUCAGGAACUGUGUUACUCCGAAAACUUUUAUAAUCUUUGCUUAAUUUGUUUUUAAAUAUUUUCCUGGCUGGGCACGGUGGCUCGUGCCUGUAAUCCCAGCACUUUGGGAGGCCGAGG